Quercus lobata is the source of this 2109-nucleotide messenger RNA. Its product is annotated as lysophospholipid acyltransferase LPEAT1-like. NCBI's taxonomy places the organism in Eukaryota, Viridiplantae, Streptophyta, Magnoliopsida, Fagales, Fagaceae. The record is from RefSeq and is a predicted model, not a curated record. The transcript has 9 exons. Gene Ontology annotation, cellular component: endoplasmic reticulum. Gene Ontology annotation, biological process: phospholipid metabolic process. Gene Ontology annotation, molecular function: lysophosphatidylethanolamine acyltransferase activity. Bases 467 to 1672 code for a protein of 401 amino acids.
UAGAUGCGAAAAUAGCGUCACAACUCACAAGAAUAUAUUGGGAAUAGAAAUUUUAUAGAAUAUCCCUAAUAGCUCUCAAGAUUGUGACUUUCAAUUGGUCCCAGGAUUGGGUUUACACGCUUGGCAUCCUUCUAUGUUUUUCUGACCAUCCCCAACAAACCUUAAUUCACAAAUCAAAACAAAACCAACUGUUUUUAUUUUUUUAAACCCCACUUCCAAUCCUAUUCCUCAUCCAUUCAAUAAAUUCAUCAUAGCCUAUAAAAAUACAAAAAAAAAAAAAAAAAAAACCUAUUUAAAUUUUAAAUUCCACCUCUUUCAUCUAUGUUAACACGUAUCUUAAUCAAGCCAACCCUGAUCCUUAUUUUUAUGCUUAUUUUCAGAUCUACGAUAUAACCAAAUGGCUAUCCAGUAAUUUAUUGGGGUUUUUUAUUUUUCUUUUCCAAAAAUCCAAAAAAAAAAAAGAAAAAUGGAAACCGAACUCAAAGACCUAAAAUCCCAACCGUCACAACAACCACCGCCGCAGCCGCAGCCGCCGCCGCUACAACCCACAGUGACAAACGACGACGUUCCGCUCCUUAAAAACUCCGAAACCCACCACAGCCACAACAGCAGCAACAUCAACAACAACCUCGACGAACUCGAGAAGAAAUUCGCUGCCUACGUUCGGCAUGACGUGUACGGCAGAAUGGGACGUGGCGAGCUCCCGUUGGGCGAGAAGUUCCUCCUCGGCAUCGCGCUGAUCACGCUCGUUCCCGUGCGCGUGGUUUUGGCGACGACUCUGUUGGUCUUGUAUUACUUGAUUUGCCGGAUUUGCACGCUGUUCUCGGCUCCGAAUCGAGAAGAAGAAGAAGAAGAAGAUGGGCAAGAAGAUUACGCUCACAUGGGUGGGUGGAGAAGAACCGUGAUUGUUCAGUGUGGGAGGUCACUCUCUAGAGCUAUGCUUUUCGUUUUUGGAUUCUAUUGGAUCAAAGAGACUAAUCGAAUUCCUGACUCCACAGCUCAGGGUAAAGAGGAGUCUGAAGAGCCUGAAAGGCCUGGGGCAAUUAUAUCAAACCAUGUGUCAUAUAUUGAUAUAUUGUACCACAUGCAUUCUUCGUUCCCGAGCUUUGUUGCUAAGCGAUCAGUGGGUAAACUUCCUCUAGUAGGUCUCAUAAGCAAGUGCCUCGGUUGUGUUUAUGUUCAGCGGGAAUCCAAGUCAUCAGACUUCAAGGGUGUUUCAGGAGUUGUGACUGAAAGAGUUAGAGAAGCUUAUCAAAAUAAAUCUGCUCCAAUGAUGAUGCUUUUCCCAGAAGGCACAACUACAAAUGGAGACUACCUUCUGCCAUUCAAGACAGGUGCAUUUUUAUCAACAGUGCCGGUGCGUCCGGUGAUUCUAAGGUAUCCUUACAGAAGAUUCAGUCCUGCCUGGGAUUCAAUAUCUGGGGUGAGACAUGUCAUUUAUCUUCUCUGUCAAUUUGUAAAUCACUUAGAGGUGGUACGAUUACCUAUUUACUGCCCCUCACAGCAAGAAAAGGAUGAUCCAAAGCUUUAUGCUAGUAAUGUUAGAAGGUUGAUGGCAAGUGAGGGUAAUUUGAUAAUGUCAGAUAUUGGGCUGCCUGAGAAGCGAGUAUAUCAUGCUGCCCUCAAUGGUAAUAAUAGCCUGCCUAGUGUUUUGCAUCAGAAAGACGAUUGAUAAUUUCAUGGCUUCGCUCCCAAAUGAUAUCUUGUCCCAGUUUGUUAUCCCAAUGCUAAUUCGGAUUCGCCAUCUGUAUAAUGGUUGCAUGAUUCUAUUAUUUAUAGGGGAAAAAAAUAUGAAUUGAAAAUUUAUACAGAAAAUCAACGUGUCGAGUCAACGUGUCGAGCAAGUAUUAAUAUUCUACUAUCAGUUUGACAUGUACUCAUCCAAUUUUUGAAUGCUGCUUCGGAGCAAGGGUGGCAUAUUCUAAAGCAGGCCUUUCGGACGUUUCAACAUUUUGUGGGGUUUAUAGGGAGGUUAUGGAAGGUUAUUGCUGCUGCCGAAUGUUGUUCUAUGUUAAAAAUGAGCGGGGUUUGUUUUCAAGGGACUGAGCUGGUCUCACAAUUUGCCCCAAUUAAAAUUCUCUUCGUAUAUCAAAAUGGCAAUUAUCGAUU